Xenopus laevis (African clawed frog) is the source of this 2204-nucleotide messenger RNA. It is a transcript of the gene htr5a.L, whose product is annotated as 5-hydroxytryptamine (serotonin) receptor 5A, G protein-coupled L homeolog. Gene Ontology annotation, molecular function: G protein-coupled serotonin receptor activity; G protein-coupled receptor activity. The record is from RefSeq and is a predicted model, not a curated record. Gene Ontology annotation, biological process: positive regulation of MAPK cascade; G protein-coupled serotonin receptor signaling pathway; G protein-coupled receptor signaling pathway. NCBI's taxonomy places the organism in Eukaryota, Metazoa, Chordata, Amphibia, Anura, Pipidae. Gene Ontology annotation, cellular component: plasma membrane; membrane. The transcript has 2 exons. The coding region runs from base 576 to 1634 and encodes 352 amino acids.
CACGGACACGGUGACCCCCGGCUGGACACGGACAGACCGACAGAUUGUUCGCUGGUCACUGAGCGGCGGGUGUGACGUAACAGUAGGUGCCGCUAUAAAACUGCCGCCGUCUCGCUGCCGCCCGCGUACUCCUGAGCUGUCAGCGGCUGCUGCGCGUCACGGUCUGGUGCGCUCGGAACUAGAAGCUCCAGGACUUCCCGGGACUCCCUAUUGUCUCCCCAGCCCCCAUGUCUCCCAGCCCCCCCAGUUCUAACAGCCAAUAAGCUUCAGCCUCAUGUUUCUCUCCCUUCAGCUGCUCCGCGCAGGAUUCCAUUCAGCCCCAGUGUGGGCUCGGCGAGCUGUUUGGAGCAGGUGGGCUGUUAUUGGCUUCUCCUCAUGUUUUCUUUGGUCUGGAGACAGUCUGAGGCGCUGACAUCAUGCCUGGACCCGCGACUGGCUCUGCCCAAAAACUUUGUGUCCCGUGGAGGAGAAGAGCAAGUGAUUGGCUAUCAGGAUGCCAACUGCCACUUGCUGCCCCCGGGGCCAUGGCUUAGGGCUCACUCCGGAUUAAGCAGCUGCUGCCUGUGCUGCUGGUGAUGUCCAUGCUGCCGAACAGUAGGAUCAUGGAAUGGAACAUUACUGUGUCUGCUAAUGGGAGCGCGGGGGCAGAUACAUGGGGCAGGCACCGCUUCUCCGUCUUCAGUGUCCUCAUUUUAACUCUGCUGGCCAUGCUGGUGAUUGCCACCUUCCUAUGGAACGUGCUGGUGCUGGUCACCAUCCUGAGGGUGAGAACUUUCCACAGGGUGCCCCAUAACCUGGUGGCCUCCAUGGCCAUAUCUGAUGUGAUGGUGGCCGCCCUGGUGAUGCCCUUGAGCCUGGUGCAUGAGCUGAACGACAGGCGCUGGAGACUGGGCAGAGUACUUUGCCACAUCUGGAUCUCCUUCGAUGUCCUCUGUUGCACGGCCAGCAUCUGGAACGUGACCGCCAUCGCCCUGGACAGGUAUUGGUCCAUCACCAGGCACCUGGAAUACACCCUAAAGACCAGGAAGAGGAUCUCCAACAUCAUGAUCCUCCUCACUUGGCUCCUUUCUGCUGUCAUCUCACUGUCCCCUCUUUUUGGAUGGGGAGAGACCUACUCCGAGGUGAAUGAAGAGUGUCAAGUGAGCCAGGAACCUUCCUACACCAUCUUCUCCACCUUUGGGGCAUUUUAUCUCCCGCUUUGCGUGGUUUUAUUUGUCUACUGGAAAAUCUACAAAGCAGCUAAAUUUCGAAUCGGGUCGAAGAAGACAAAUACAAUAACGCCAAUGCCAGAGGUGAUUGAGGUGAAGGAAGCCUCCCACCAGCCUCAGAUGGUCUUCACCGUCCGACAUGCUACCGUCACUUUCCAGACAGACGGGGACACUUGGAGAGAGCAGAAAGAGAAAAAGGCUGCCUUAAUGGUGGGGAUCCUCAUCGGGGUCUUUGUUCUCUGCUGGAUCCCCUUCUUUAUAACGGAAUUAAUCAACCCUCUGUGUUCAUGUGACAUUCCACCGAUCUGGAAAAGUAUAUUCUUAUGGCUGGGCUACUCAAACUCCUUCUUCAACCCCUUGAUCUACACGGCCUUUAAUAAGAAUUACAACAACGCUUUCAGAAACUUGUUCUCCAGGCAGCGGUGAUUGGUCACUUACUGGUCAAGUUAGGACAUGCUUGGUAUCUCGUGCCCAUCAGGUCUUCAUGGUCUUCAUCUCACAGACUUCUAAGCCAUGUACAAUGUGUGUGUAUUUGGGUCCAAUGGAUGCAAAAUAAUUGAAUGCCAGCAAUGAGAUUUGGUUCUUCUUGUGCAAGGAGUUGCCAUCUGUUCCAAGGUCAUAAAGUCCAAGGUCAUCUAGUCCAAGGUUAUAUAGUCCAAGGUUAUUCUAGGGGAUAGAUCAGUUGGAUUUGCCUAAUUAUCAGGCCACUGCAAGCCUAUAUAUGUCUUCUGCUUACAAAUACACCUCCCAGAUGUCUGUAGAACUUUAUGAUCAUCAGCUGCUCCUUAACCUCUUGAGCCUCAAAAAUAGGAUAUGAUUUUCUGCUAUGGCUUGGAUAUGGGGCAGAAUCACCUCCGAUGUAUACUAUAUAACUUCCAAAGAGGUUCUGAAGCAGCUAUUGACUCUACAAUCAGGGUUUUUUGCUUGAAUGACGAUGUAUGAAAGGCACUGUUCUUGGGACUUUUAUUGAGGAAUAAACAGACGGUGAAGUAUGGA